AUGAAAGCGGAAAAAGCAAGGGAAGAAGAGCUUUGUCGACAGCGUCAUCGUCGACCAAAACUCGGUUUGUGGUGGUGCGAGGCAACAGUGGAUGUGCACUCAGUCGGGAGCAAUAGAGCUCCUCCAACUGUGACUGUGUUACAUGUUCCUCUCGAAUUAGAUGAUAAUGCCGUUCGUUUUGUAUUGAAAAAGUACGGGAAGGUGCUGGCAGGGAGGUUUCUAACUUUUAAGGACCGUCCAGCACUUCUCAGUGGAGUUCGACAAUACCGGAUGGAGGUUGAAAGUAGUAUCCCUUCUUCUAUAAACCUUGGAGGAAGGAAUUGCUGGGUCAGGUACGAUGGACAGCCCCGUACUUGCUUAAAAUGUGGCCAAAAUGGACACGAAGCGAAGGAGAGCCGUAUUGUAAAGUGUUAUAGAUGCAGAAAGGAAGGACAUGUGGCGAGUGCUUGCAACGAGGAGUUGGCGUGUACUACAUGUGGUAAGACAGGUCACUCAUACAAAGCCUAUCCUAUCAGCUUUGCAAGCAAACUGAAACAGCCAACGUCAUGGGUUAAGGGAGAAGAAACGGUGGAAAAUGGUGGCACGGCAGCCCCGCAAGAUACGGCCCCACCUUCGGCACCCCUUGAGGAAAAGAAGGAGACACAAAGCUUAUGUGAUGAUUCUCAGGAAAGUAGCACCAUGACUAAUCACGCUAAUAAACACGAUCAGGACGACAGUGAACCUAGUGAUGAGGAGAUGGACACCCAGCGAUCCUGGGCUGCAUCUGUGGAAGGGGAGAAGCUAUAUGAUUCGCCGGCCGAAGCUACAACGCCGGCUUCAAAAGGCGCCGCCGACGUUCAGACAGAGGACAACGGGGGCAGAAUCGAGCAUCGUCACCAAAUAGCAGUGGAAUUCAGUAUCUACAAGGACUUUUUGGAACACUUGAACACUAAACAUCCAAAUGCAAGUACCGAACGCUUUCCCUGCCCGAUGAAAAUGUGCAAUAAUAGUUGUAAUAAUCCAAAGGAGUGGCUUAAUCACCUCAGCUCCAAACAUCCUGUCUUUGUGCGCCAGCACGAUAUUCAAUAUUUUGAUAACUAUUUCUUAAGUAGAUAG
Molecule: messenger RNA, 1095 nt
Organism: Lytechinus pictus (painted urchin)
Lineage: Eukaryota; Metazoa; Echinodermata; Echinoidea; Temnopleuroida; Toxopneustidae
Exons: 3
Coding region: 1-1095 (364 amino acids)
Biological process (GO): activation of innate immune response
Molecular function (GO): double-stranded DNA binding; RNA binding; zinc ion binding
Source: RefSeq, a predicted model, not a curated record